AUGAAAAGAAGAACUGGAUCACCGCCACCAAAAUUGAAGAAGAAAAUAACGAAAAAUGAGGUUGGUUUCAAUAUUUUUUCGAAUUUUUGGCUUUGAAAAUAAAUUGUAAAUUUUUUCAGCCAAAACCUGAGCGAUUUAGCGUAAUUCCAACACCCAAAAUUUUCGUGGUCGGAUGUAUUUUGUCGAUUUUCGGAGCCAUGGGAUUGGCACAUCUUGUUGUCAAGCCGAAGAUUAAUGCAGAGUGUUUUGAGUGAGUUUUUUCUGUGAAUUUUACAGGGAACAUGGUCAAAUUUGUUCUAAAAAUUUUAAUUAAAUUUUUGAAGGGCAAUAAUCAUGAUUAGACUCAAAAUGACCAGAAAAACCCAAAUUUUCCUCUCAAAACCAUCUAAUUUCCAGUCUUGGUGAACCAAUAGCUUUGGAAGGUGUUCUCAAAGUCAACGAUCUUAUAACAAAUGCCGAAAUUCUUCUCGAAGAUCAAGUUUUCGGCCCCGAAUCCCUCGCAAUAAAUUCCAAAAAUGGUCUACUUUACACUGGUCUAAAAACCGGAUUAAUUUGUGAAAUCGACGCGAGUUUGAAGAAUCCUCGAAUUCUUCGAGCAGUUCGGCUAACUUCGGUUGAGAAUUGUGAUGGAAGUUAUAGUCAAAUGGAUAAAUGUGGAAGGCCUUUGGGAAUGAGAUUUAAUGAACAUGGAGAAUUAUUGGUGGUUGAUGCUUAUUUGGGAUUGUAUGCUAUUAAUUGGGAUGAUGGUGAGUUUGGCGGGGAAAUUUCAAAAAAAAAUUACAUUUUUCGCUAAGAAAAUAGAGCUAAUAUGAGCAAUGCAUAAUAAUUUUUGGGCUUUAUUCAGAAAAAGUAUAAUAUGAGAAAUCCUUUAAAAUUCUGAAUAUUGAAAAAAUAAGAUAAUGAGAUUAAAUCUCGAAAUUAAUUGGAACUAUAAUCUGAGCGAUUCUUAGACAUUUGGAUCAUUUUUCAAAGGGUUUAUCAUGAGAAAUGCUCUGGUUUUCGUUUUGGAUGAGUUUGAUAUGAGCAAUCAUAAAUGUAUAAAUGUGAGCUUUUUUGAAAAGAGCAGACAUGUCGUUUUUGCUGAAUUCGGGCCCCUAAAGCCCGCUCAAUUUAUCACGGGCCCGGCUGGCCCGGCCUUAUGAAAAUUUAAAAGCGGCCGGGGUUGGCCUCGCCCAAACAAUAUUUUUGAAUGGCCAAUUUCAGAUUUUUUUUUUUGAUGUUUUCGAUGUUGGAUUGUAUUUAUAUGAGUAAAAAAUCAAAUUAGAAUGUGAUAUUUUGCUAAUAAAAAUAGAAAUAAGUAACAAAUCGAAAAAUAAAAUGCAAAAAUUUCAAAAUUCAAGUGAAUUCUCUUCCACAUACAUAUUAUUUUACUAUAUUUACUCUUUACAAUGUUUGAAAUUCAUUAAAAAUUCCUUUUUGACCACGAAAAACUUAUUUUUUCAAUGAAAAAAAAAUCGAAGAAAAAAUAAGCGGGCCCCAAAAUCGGGCCAGCGAAAGCCGCACAUGUUAAAAUCGGUUUUCGGCUGAAAAAAGCCCGAUUUUUUGUGUUUACUUCGGGCUCAGCCCGGCCGGCCCGGCCUGCAGCGACAUGUCUGAAAAGAGUAUAACCUGAGCGAUGCUCAAAAUUUUUUUUAAUAAAUAUUAUUUCGGGGAAAAAACUAGAUUUUCUUUUAUAUAUUGUUUUCCAUAAACAUACGUCGCAUACCCUAGUUUCAAAUCCGCCAGGGCAUACCCCUAUUUUUGAAAAUUUUCGGCGAACGGGAUAACCCCCCCCCCUUUUUUUCAUUUUUUUUUUCAUUUCCAGCUAUAGAAAUCUGAAAAUUUCUUAAGCUCAGAAUUUACAUCAAUGAGGCAAAUAGUGAAUUUUGAACUUGAGUUAGGGGGAGCAUUCCUUUAUUAGACCCUUAUCAACUAUGCUCCACAAUAAAAUCCAAAGAAUUAAGCCUUGUAUCAAGAUGGAACCACUAUGUCAUUUUUUCACAUAUCAACUGACAGUUAGUAACUGUAAUAUUUGCAAAAAUUAUGAUUAGGUGACAAUGUACAGUUAUUCAAAAUUAAUAAAGGCAUGCUACCCCUAACUCAAGUCUAAUUUUUAUUGGUAUUCAUUAGAUAUUAUUACACCCCUACUGACUUUUUAUCCCUGUGUUCUUUGAUAACAGAGGUGAAAAAUGACAUAGUGGUCCCAUCUUGAUACCAGGCUUAAUUCUUUGGAUUUUAUUGUGGAGCAUACUUGAUAGGGGUCUAAUAAAGGCAUGCUACCCCUAACUCAAGUCUAAUUUUUAUUGGUAUUCAUUAGAUACCCCUACUGACUUUUUAUCCCUGUGUUCUUUGAUAACAGAGGUGAAAAAUGACAUAGUGGUCCCAUAUUGAUACCAGGCUUAAUUCUUUGGAUUUUAUUGUGGAGCAUAGUUGAUAAGGGUCUAACAAAGGCAUGCUACCCCUAACUCAAGUCUAAUAUUCAUUGGUAUUCAUUAGAUACCCCUACUGACUUUUUAUCCCUGUGUUCUUUGAUAACAGAGGUGAAAAAUGACAUAGUGGUCCCAUCUUGAUACCAGGCUUAAUUCUUUGGAUUUUAUUGUGGAGCAUAGUUGAUAAGGGUCUAACAAAGGCAUGCUACCCCUAACUCAAGUCUAAUAUUCAUUGGUAUUCAUUAGAUAUUAUUACACCCCUACUGACUUUUUAUCCCUGUGUUCUUUGAUAACAGAGGUGAAAAAUGACAUAGUGGUCCCAUCUUGAUACCAGGCUUAAUUCUUUGGAUUUUAUUGUGGAGCAUACUUGAUAGGGGUCUAAUAAAGGCUUGCUACCCCUAACUCAAGUCUAAUAUUCAUUGGUAUUCAUUAGAUACCCCUACUGACUUUUUAUCCCUGUGUUCUUUGAUAACAGAGGUGAAAAAUGACAUAGUGGUCCCAUCUUGAUACCAGGCUUAAUUCUUUGGAUUUUAUUGUGGAGCAUAGUUGAUAAGGGUCUAACAAAGGCAUGCUACCCCUAACUCAAGUCUAAUUUUUAUUGGUAUUCAUUAGAUACCCCUACUGACUUUUUAUCCCUGUGUUCUUUGAUAACAGAGGUGAAAAAUGACAUAGUGGUCCCAUCUUGAUACCAGGCUUAAUUCUUUGGAUUUUAUUGUGGAGCAUACUUGAUAGGGGUCUAAUAAAGGCUUGCUACCCCUAACUCAAGUCUAAUAUUCAUUGGUAUUCAUUAGAUACCCCUACUGACUUUUUAUCCCUGUGUUCUUUGAUAACAGAGGUGAAAAAUGACAUAGUGGUCCCAUCUUGAUACCAGGCUUAAUUCUUUGGAUUUUAUUGUGGAGCAUAGUUGAUAAGGGUCUAACAAAGGCAUGCUACCCCUAACUCAAGUCUAAUAUUCAUUGGUAUUCAUUAGAUAUUAUUACACCCCUACUGACUUUUUAUCCCUGUGUUCUUUGAUAACAGAGGUGAAAAAUGACAUAGUGGUCCCAUCUUGAUACCAGGCUUAAUUCUUUGGAUUUUAUUGUGGAGCAUACUUGAUAGGGGUCUAAUAAAGGCUUGCUACCCCUAACUCAAGUCUAAUAUUCAUUGGUAUUCAUUAGAUACCCCUACUGACUUUUUAUCCCUGUGUUCUUUGAUAACAGAGGUGAAAAAUGACAUAGUGGUCCCAUAUUGAUACCAGGCUUAAUUCUUUGGAUUUUAUUGUGGAGCAUAGUUGAUAGGGGUCUAAUAAAGGCUUGCUACCCCUAACUCAAGUCUAAUAUUCAUUGGUAUUCAUUAGAUACCCCUACUGACUUUUUAUCCCUGUGUUCUUUGAUAACAGAGGUGAAAAAUGACAUAGUGGUCCCAUCUUGAUACCAGGCUUAAUUCUUUGGAUUUUAUUGUGGAGCAUACUUGAUAGGGGUCUAAUAAAGGCUUGCUACCCCUAACUCAAGUCUAAUAUUCAUUGGUAUUCAUUAGAUACCCCUACUGACUUUUUAUCCCUGUGUUCUUUGAUAACAGAGGUGAAAAAUGACAUAGUGGUCCCAUAUUGAUACCAGGCUUAAUUCUUUGGAUUUUAUUGUGGAGCAUAGUUGAUAGGGGUCUAAUAAAGGCUUGCUACCGCUAAUUUAAUUAGAUAUUUAUGUGGAAACUUUUUUGAGGCUUGAAUUGGUAUCCCUAUGGCAGAAUAUGUAGAGAAAAUUAUCAUCAAAACUGAGAAAGUUUCAUAAAAUUUUUUAUCUCAAGUGACAACCCCCUCCAACAUUUGGUGUGAGGGAUAACCCCUCCACGGGUCGAUUACCCCUGGCAUGCGACGUAUGUCCAUAAACCUAUCCUAAUAUGAGCAAUACUUCAAAAAUAUCUUGAAAAUCGAAUUUGUCUGCAAAUGUCUCAAUUGCCACGUCAUAACACAAAUUUUUCCAGAAAAAACCGUGAAAAUCCUCGGAGCUGGCGAACUUCCAAUCAACGACGAAAAUGCUCCACCAAUUCGAUAUUUGAAUGAUUUCGAUUUCCUGCCCGAUGGUCGAAUUGUUCUCUCCGAAUCCUCGACAAAAUUCGAUGAUCGCGAUGUGAUUUAUGAUAUUUUUCGAGCAUCGACCAAAUGGUCGAUUAUUGAUUUAUGAUCCGAGGAAAAAGGAUUUGCGAGUUUUGAAAGAUGGAUUGUAUUUUCCGAAUGGUGUUCAAGUUGUUGUUGAGAAAGGAGUUGGAAAAAAUGAUCCGAUUCGAGUAUUUUAUAGUGAAAUGGGAUUGGCUAGAAUUAUGACUAUUUGGUUGGUUUUUUUGACGGAGGAGGAUUGCUCAUGAUAGAAAAAAAUUACCUGAAACUACAAUUUUUACUCAACAAAUUAAAUUUUUGAAAGUGGACUAACAUGAGCAAUAAAAAUAACUACUUUAGUAUGAGCAAUGCUGUAUUUUCCCUCUGAUUUCUUUUGAUAAUCGUGUUUUAUUAAAAGUUUGUGUUUUUUCAACAUUGCUCAUAUUAAUCGGGUGUUUUGUAUAAUCUUAGCAUUGCUCAUGUCAAGAUUUUCUCAGAUUUUGAAGAAAAAUAUUAACAUUGCUCAUAUUAACCCUCAUAUAAUCAAUUUUACAGGGUUCCAAAUGAUCCCUACUCAAAAUCACCAAUUCGAACCAAAGUGCUCAUCGACAAUCUUCCCGGAUAUCCCGAUAAUAUUCGAUUGACACAAAAAGGUACGGUAUUAGAGUACAGUACUCCAGAAGAUUACUGUAAUUUGAUUGAUUGUAUUUAUUUAGGUUCCCAAUUAUUGGUACCAAUUCCGGCGCAACGAACAAAAGAUGAUCGAUUUUUGGAGAAAUUGCCACGUGUCAGAGAAUAUGUGACAAAGGUGAGAGAGAGAGAGACGCAGAGAAACAGAGUACUGUGGGCUGGAGAUUUUCGUGUCAGGACCUUGACUAAUUCUCGUGUUGAGACCGUAGCAAAGCAAAACUACAGUAACCUUCCAACCUACAGUAAUCUGAGCCUGAAAAAAUGAAAUUUAAAAAAAUCACAAAUACAGUAACCCAGUUCAAAAGCCAGAAGAUUUUUGUAAUUUUUUUUUGAAAAAAAAAUAAAACAACACUACUUUUGAUCUACAGUAAUCCAAAAUUACAGUACUCUGAGCUUUAAUUAACAGCAAUAAAACUACAGUACUCCUCUAAAUUUCCCUCCAAGACCCAAAUAUAUGUUUUCCAGAUCUUCUCUCCUCAACUUUUCAAUUGGCUCGCUCAAUCUCUCUCAAAUUCAAAUGGACUUGUCCUAAAAAUCAACAUCGAAACUGGCUCAAUUUCACAAUCUUAUCAUGAUUCAACUGGAAAAUUCCAAGGAAUAACAAGUGCAAUUGAUGAAGGAAAUGGAUAUAUGUUAUUAGGAAAUGAUGAAAAUUAUUGGGUUGCUAGAGUUAAAAUUUGA
Molecule: messenger RNA, 5850 nt
Organism: Caenorhabditis angaria
Lineage: Eukaryota; Metazoa; Nematoda; Chromadorea; Rhabditida; Rhabditidae
Source: the annotation of a GenBank genome assembly